This is a messenger RNA of Clupea harengus (Atlantic herring), 2590 nucleotides long. It is a transcript of the gene lmbrd1, whose product is annotated as LMBR1 domain containing 1. NCBI's taxonomy places the organism in Eukaryota, Metazoa, Chordata, Actinopteri, Clupeiformes, Clupeidae. Gene Ontology annotation, cellular component: lysosomal membrane. Gene Ontology annotation, biological process: protein localization to lysosome. The record is from RefSeq and is a predicted model, not a curated record.
GAAUUCAAACACGUGGUUAGCCUUAUUUGUUGCAGGAAGUACGAUGAAAAUGGCGGCUACAGAUGCACUGCUAACGGAAUCGGUCCUUGGCUGGUCCAUUUUUGCAAUUGUACUUCUGGUCAUCUUGGUCUUCUGUUGGGUCUACAUCCGGAAGUAUCAGAGUCGCCGCGAGAGUGAGGUGGUCUCAACCAUUACUGCAAUAUGUUCCCUGGCUGUUGCUCUGAUAACGUCUGCCCUCCUCCCUGUGGAUAUCUUCUUGGUGUCCUUCAUGAAAUUCCCAAACGGCACCUACAAGGACUGGGCUGCAAACAAUGAAACAAGAGGUCAAAUUGAAGACACAGUCCUGUAUGGAUAUUACACUCUGUACUCCAUCAUCCUGUUUUGUGUCUUCCUCUGGAUUCCAUUCGUCUACUUCUACUAUGAGGAGAAGGACGACGACAAUAUCAACAAGUGUUCGCAAGUGAAAAAUGCGCUGAAGUACACAAUUGGAUUCGUCAUCGUCUGCGCGGCGCUGCUGCUAAUUGGGGCUUUCGUACCGCUGCAGCCUCCGCCCAACACAAAUGCCACCCAGUGGGAGAAGAUGCAGUACCUGGUGGAAGAGUUUGGCAACCAUGGCCUGGCUGCUCUGUCUUUCUCCAUCAGUUCACUGACCUUGAUUGGCAUGCUGGCUGUGAUCACUUACACGGCAUACGGUAUGUCUGUGCUCCCACUCAACCUCAUCAAAGGCACGCGUAGCAUCGUCUACGAGCGUCUGGAGAACACAGAGGACAUGGAGGACAUCGAGCAGCAGGUCGAGAAGCUCAAGUCCAAGUGUGAGGACGGCCGGCCGCUCUCCACGCGGGACAGGCGUAACCUGCAGGAUCUGGAGACCAAGCUGCAGGUGCUGCAGCGCCGCAGCCGACACCUGGAGAUCGCAGAGCGUAACUGCUGCACCAAGGUCGGCAGCGCCCUCCGCCCGCUGAAGAUUUUGCUGGGGGUUUUCUUCAUCCUGGUGGCACUGCUGUUCGCCGUGGCACUGUUCAUUUCUAAUUUGGACAAGGCCCUGCACUCUGCUGGAUUUAGCUCUGGGUUUGUCGUCUUCGGAACCAACCUGACCAACCCCCUGAACGAGCUGCUGCUGGCCCUGCAGCCGGUCUUCCCGCUGGAUUAUGUUCUGAUCACUGUCAUCACCAUGUACUUUGUCUUCACCUCAAUGGCGGGCAUUCGCAACAUGGGCAUCUGGUUCUUCUGGGUCCGGCUGUACAAGAUUAGACCCAAACGGACUCGGCCCCAGGCUCUGCUCUUCCUCUGCAUGAUUCUCCUGCUGAUUGUCCUCCACACCAGCUACAUGAUCUACAGCCUGGCCCCGCAAUACGUCAUGUAUGGCAGCCAGAAAUACCUUCUGCAGAGUCCAGUGCCCAUACCCGGCCCAUCCCCAGGGAACCAGAGCACUCCAGCCCCAUCCCCAGGGAACCAGACUACAGUCAGCACCAAGAUCUGUGAUGCAAACGCCCCUGAGGAUCAGUGCACAGUGACGAGAUCAUACCUUUUCCUGCACAAGUUCUGGUUCUUCAGCACCAUCUACUACUUUGGUAACUGGGCGUUUAUCGGGGUGUUUCUCAUCGGCCUGACGGUCUCCUGCUGCAAGGGGAAGAAGUCGGUGAUUGAGGGAGAGGUGGAGGCGGACGACUCCGACGUGAGUGAUGAUGACUACUGAGGGAGGCAGGGAUGGAGGGAGGAAGAGGAGGGAAGGGGAGGAGGAGGAGAGACAAGCAGCUUUUUUCAUUGCCCAGAUCAGACGGUACCCAUACCAGGGCCAUGCUGACAGGGUUUGCACACUGGAUCUGCUCUUAUUAGGCACAAAUCAUUUGAAAUGAGACAAGUGGGUAGUUGUCUCCACUGCUGUAAUCUUAAUAAAGUAAUGCUUUUGUUUGUUUAGGUUUUUUUAAUUAGUUUGUUACUGACAUCGACAUGCGUUUUGCGACUGACACAAUUCCAGAAAUCCUGAAUGUGGUCUUUUCUGUCUUAAAGGGUUCUUCUUCUGUUCCAUAACAACUCCAUUCUAAUUCAGAGUUUAUGUAUUAACCGAUUGAAGUGUUCAACUUCUCUUCACUUGCCAGUGGGCCGCAUGUUCUAUUUCAGUCUCAUCAGGACCAAUGACCAGCAGUUGAUGCUCUAGGUCUCCAAAUAUGUUUUGGUUGAAAACCAAACAUAGAGCGGAAUUUUAAUCUUGCACUUUGAGAUUUAGGCAUUGGUAAUCGUGUUCGAUUUGAGAACUUUAAGUAUAAGCAGGAUGUUGUUGUUUGAUGAGGUACUUCAGAGUUUUCUAUAUAAAUAUAUAUAUGAAAAAUAUAAAAAAUACAAAAGUACUUGGUGGAGCGUUCUUUGUCUCCACAGCACUCUUUAUGUCUGUGUUAUUUAUUCGAAUUGCCUGUUUCUCUCACUGUACAUUUCUGGAGGUAUGUUGAAGGAGUCUUUCGGGUUUGUAACAUAUAUCUUGUACCACAACCAGAUUUAGUAAUCUUAAUUUUGUGAUGGAAAUGAUGUGAAAUUUUAUUUUACAAAUUAUACAAAUGAAGUGGAUUAGUUUUGAAUAAACAUUCAUCUCAGA